Messenger RNA from Acanthopagrus latus (yellowfin seabream), 2587 nucleotides. RefSeq names its product interferon gamma receptor 2 (gene ifngr2). NCBI's taxonomy places the organism in Eukaryota, Metazoa, Chordata, Actinopteri, Spariformes, Sparidae. The transcript has 7 exons. Gene Ontology annotation, molecular function: protein binding. The record is from RefSeq and is a predicted model, not a curated record. The coding region runs from base 175 to 1032 and encodes 285 amino acids.
UCUGAAGUGCGUAACUUCCCAGAUGAUUUCUUUCCCAGAUUGAGGAAGUUGUGUCUCGAGCCUGAGCUGAUGUGACAUUUGUUCUGAUCCAUUACUGCCGACAUGGAGACGGAUUCGUCCCUGCCUCCAUGUUUGACCCAGACUCGGUUCAGUCUGUGAAAUGACUCCGUCACGAUGUUGGUCAUCGCGCUGUGCGUCCAGCUCGUCGCUCGAGUACUGUGUGAGGUGCCACCAGCACCACCGCAGAACAUCCACGUUGAUAACUGGCUGCUGAAAUGGACUCCCGGCACCAAGGAUACAGAUGUUACCUACACGGUUAAGUACAGCAGUUUUGACAGUGAGAAGUGGAUGGAUGUUCCAGCCUGCGUGAAUAUUUCUUCUUCUUCGUGUGAUGUCACGUCGCUCAAAGCCGUGGACGAGCUGGGCUGCGUGAAGCUGCAUAUCCAGGCAGAGAGACGAGGGCUGAGGUCCAGGCCGGUGGAAGCCUGCAGCAAUCACACUGACUCCUGCACUCCUGAAGUCGUUCUGACCGCCCAGCCCGGGGUACUGAUGGUACACCUGAGCAGUGACAACAAUCUCACCAGGGAACACGCAGAUAACGCCAAACACCGAGUGUACUACGGCAAGGAAGGAGAGCGGCUGAAGUCCUAUAUAGACAGCGUGGCCUCGCUGCCCAUCGAUGGGCUGCAGGAGGGAGAUCGGUACUGUGUGAAGGUCCAGUACAUCUACCACAGCGAGCCGGUCGGACUGCCGAGCUGCACCCAGUGUGAGCUCAUCCCCGAGCCAAAGAGCGAGUUGAGCCACGCAGGGAUCGCCGUGGCCGUGGUCGUGCCCGUCGCCUGCGUCUUCGUCCUGGGACUCCUGAUGGCGUACGUCCUCAUCUUCCACUGUGAGGAGAUCAAACGGCUGAUGCAGCCGCCCUGCCAGAUCCCUACGGAAUUGUUCCAGUUCACCUCAUAUCAGCACCAUCCCGUCCCCACCAGCCCAUGCGAGGAGCAGUUUGACGUCAUCACUUGCAUCACGCCGGAGUAAACCGGCUCGGACUGUUGGAGCCAGCUGGACUCGGCUGUGCUCCUCCCUGACCACAGACUCUAGUCUAACCAGAGCUACGUUCAGCUUUCGCUGCAGGAGACGAACAACUGAACCAUUCAGCAGAACGCUCAAGUCAGCAGCUCCACGCUGUCAUCAUCGCCGCUCUCAUUUGAUUUAAUACUGCUGCAAAUUGUAGAUGUUGAAUAUAAUCACCAAGGUCUAAAGUUUGUGUGUGCCAAAUUGUGCAUUGACUGCAAAAAGUGUCUUACAUUCAGGAGAAGUUGAAAGAUGUCCAAAGUGUACUUUGAUUUGUGGAGAAACUGUUAAAUCAACAUGUGGACAGCGAUCACACGGGAUGAGAACAGCUGCUCAUAGACGUCGACUUCACGCUAGUUUUAAAAGAAGAGGAAGAGAAACUGUGAGACUACUGCUGACUUCUUUUUAACAACUGUACACUAUUUUAUCUGUUUAUGUCCAUUUCUAAGCACUUUUGUAGGCAUUAUACAACCAGAUCAGAAGCAGCUUCUAACAAUCACAGCAUUAACUCUGCUGAUGUAAAACACAGUAAAGACUCUACGGAGGCAUCAGCAACCUCUAAAUCAUUACAAAAGGUGCAAUAUGUAAAAUAAGCUACUGAUCAAAUUCAUGCUGCAGUCAGACUGUUAAAACCUGGAAAUUAGUUUGCGUGAAACAAUCCUAAACAAAAUCCCUGAGAGUGAAUCAGGGCGAUGCUAACUUCCAGUUUAGCCUACAAAAAAAUUGUCAUCCCUGCAGCUCAGUUAUCAGGGGAAGAUCACCAGAUAGCUGGUUAGCUUAGUUAGCUGUGCAGCUAGUGGCCGGAUGUUAUUGGAUAAGAUGGGCCACCGCUAGCUUGUUAGCAUGCUAACUUGAGUAGAGUCUAACACAACCGACCCUUUUCACUGCAGACACUUUUUACAUGAGCCUGUUUACAUGACCACAGUCAUCAGGUUCUGAUAAUCAUGUGAUUCGAUGUGUUUUAUAUGCACUUUACUCAAGAUGUAAUGAAAAAGCUGUAACAAGUGGAAAUGUCUGCUGUGAAAAAGGUCCCAGACACGAUAUCACGUCUGAACUCAGAUGCCAUUUUUAUUGUCCAACGGCACCAAUCAGAGCGCUACACGCCGUUCUCUGGUGAUCUGCUGCCCCCUGUUGGUUUGGAUUAUCCGUCAGCAGAUAGCCGAUUUUUACACACUGCACCUUUUUAAAAACGUGGUAACGCUCCCUCACAAUAGGGAAUUUGUUGUUAUCUGGGAGGACGUGACCAUCAUUCUGCCAUCUGUCCAUGACAGAACACUUCUAAUCAAUCUUAAUCUUUAUUCACCAAUCAAACCGAAGCCUUUUCUCACCUGUUGAACUGUUGAAGGGGACUUUCUGCCUCUUGUCUUGCUUCUCUCCACCUGUCUUAACACCGCUAAAAGUAUUUGUUGUUUUUUUACUCCUUCAUACAUGGUGAAAUCAGCUGUUAGUUGGAUAUUACAAAGUUUUGUCUAGGGUUGAAUAAUAAUAAAAGAUGUCAUGAUGUGUCACUUCACCUUCA